GCCGGGCCGGUGUUUCGCAGCCCUACAGCCAUGGGGGGCGGCGCUUCCAUCCUGCUCCUCGCCCUCGCCGUGGCCCUGGCACAGGGUCUUGCUCCUGCAGAGAGGAAGUGCCAGCUCAGCGGACUGUGGAGGAAUGACCAGGACUCACUGAUGGAGAUUUCGGUGUUGAGGGACAACGGGGACUUCCAGGGGCAAUACCUCACACGAGCCACCCUCUCCGGGGGCUGUGCCCAAAUCUCUCCCCUGAUGGGAGCCCAGCAGCAGCUUGGAGAGGAGGGCUGGCCCACCUUUGCCUUCACUGUGCGCUGGGACAAGUUCUCCAAUGCCACCACCACCUUCGUGGGGCAAUGCUUUGUGGAUGCAGGUGGAAAGGAGAUACUGAGCACCAUGUGGCUGCUGCGUGAAGCUGUCGGGUCACUUGAGGAGGACUGGAAAGCCACAAGGGUGGGCAGGAAUGUCUUCACACGCAAACGCACCACAAAAGGAAAGAUCCUGCCGAACUUGUCCCCUCCCUGUGAGGCUGUGUCUUCACCAGGCCCAUGAUGGGAUGGUCUGGCUGCAGCCUAAGCCCCCAACAAGGCAAGAAAAACCUACCUCCCAGCUGAGAAUAAAAUUUUAAAAUCAUCAA
This is a messenger RNA of Passer montanus (Eurasian tree sparrow), 628 nucleotides long. RefSeq names its product avidin-like. The record is from RefSeq and is a predicted model, not a curated record. NCBI's taxonomy places the organism in Eukaryota, Metazoa, Chordata, Aves, Passeriformes, Passeridae. Gene Ontology annotation, molecular function: biotin binding. The transcript is spliced from 4 exons. The coding region runs from base 31 to 543 and encodes 170 amino acids.